AAGAAAGGACACCGGCCUUUUUCUCUAUAAAGAGAAAAAUCUCCAAAAGGCAAUGAGAGAAAUGUGAAGCUGCUUCACAGUCCUUUGCUUGCGUCUUCCACUCAAGUAGAAAGAAAUCAGAAGAAAACCCAUCAAUGGCUUCUUCAACAUCUCUUUUCCUCCUCCUCCCUCUCCUUCUUCUUCUCUCCCACGCUUCAGCUUCAACGGUCAUAUUCUACAACAAGUGCACAUACCCAGUCUGGCCUGGGAUCCAAGCUAGCUCCGGUCAACCGCUCCUCGCCGGUGGCGGAUUUAAACUCUCUCCCAAAAGAGCUUACACUCUCCAACUUCCACCUCUCUGGUCCGGUCGCUUCUGGGGACGCCACGGUUGCUCCUUCGACAGAUCUGGCCGUGGUCACUGCGCCACCGGAGACUGCGGUGGUUCUCUCCUCUGUAACGGAGCUGGCGGUGUACCUCCGGCUACACUCGCCGAGAUCACCCUCGGUCAUGACAUGGACUUUUAUGACGUCAGCCUCGUUGAUGGAUACAACUUGGCGAUGUCUAUAAUGCCUGUGAAGGGUACGGGAAAGUGUACCUACGCUGGUUGCGUAAGCGAUCUGAACCGGAUGUGUCCAGUUGGUCUACAGGUCCGUUCACGUGACAGGAAACAGGUAGUAGCCUGUAAAAGCGCGUGCUCUGCCUUUAACUCACCACGCUACUGUUGUACCGGCUUGUUCGGUAACCCACAGUCAUGUAAGCCUACGGCUUACUCUAAGAUCUUCAAGGUAGCUUGCCCAAAGGCCUACUCAUACGCCUACGAUGACCCGACCAGCAUUGCUACGUGUUCUAAAGCUAACUACGUCGUCACUUUUUGCCCUCACCACGGCCGUUGAUUGAAAUCUCACUUUUAAAUUAUUUUAUAUGAAUAAUUUUACAUGAUUGGUUUAGUAUGUACGAGGUUCUAGUGAGAGUUAUCGAGACCUUUGUUCUGUCGCUUAAUGUUCUCACUCGUUCGAUGAUCUUAGAUUUCAUGCAUUGUUAUAUGCGUUUAAUAAAUUAAGUGAUGUCCAAUUAGUUGGACGGUUGGACC
Molecule: messenger RNA, 1069 nt
Organism: Camelina sativa (false flax)
Lineage: Eukaryota; Viridiplantae; Streptophyta; Magnoliopsida; Brassicales; Brassicaceae
Source: RefSeq, a predicted model, not a curated record